Zingiber officinale is the source of this 1142-nucleotide messenger RNA. Its product is annotated as tetraspanin-8-like. The record is from RefSeq and is a predicted model, not a curated record. Gene Ontology annotation, biological process: auxin-activated signaling pathway. The transcript is spliced from 2 exons. Lineage: Eukaryota; Viridiplantae; Streptophyta; Magnoliopsida; Zingiberales; Zingiberaceae. The coding region runs from base 104 to 925 and encodes 273 amino acids. Gene Ontology annotation, cellular component: plasmodesma; plasma membrane.
UAACCUCGAACAGCUCGCUCUCGUCGCUUUCUUCUUCGUUUGGUGGUUUGCGAGUGUGAUCUUAAUCUUCGCGUGCGAGAAGGGAAGAGGCGGAGGAGGAGAGAUGUUUCGAUUGAGCAAUAAUCUCAUCGGGGUGCUCAACUUCAUCACCUUCCUGCUCUCCGUGCCUAUCCUGGGCGGCGGGAUAUGGCUGGCCACCCGCGGCGGCGUCACUGACUGCGAGAAGUUUUUGCAGACCCCUCUGAUCGUGAUCGGAGUCUUCCUCAUGCUCGUCUCCCUCGCCGGUCUCGUCGGCGCUUGCUGCAGAAACUCGCUUCUGCUCUGGAUCUACCUAUUCGUCAUGUUCGUGCUUAUCAUUCUCCUCUUUUGCUUCACUAUCUUUACCUUUGUCGUCACCAACAAGGGCGCUGGCGAGGUCGUCUCCGGUCGGGGAUACAAGGAGUACCGCCUCGGCGAUUACUCCCACUGGCUACAGAAGCGGGUGGAGAACUCGAAGAACUGGGCCAGGAUCCGCGCUUGCCUGUCCGAUGGUAAGGUCUGUCAGAGCCUACAGGAAAGUAACCAGAACUUCGACCAGUUUAUUAGGGACAACCUCUCGCCCAUCGAGUCUGGAUGCUGCAAGCCUCCUUCUGAAUGCAACUUUGAUUACCAAAAUGCAACUGUGUGGACUCCUCCUUCAACUGGCAACACUUCAACCAACCCCGACUGCGGAGCCUGGAGCAACAAUCAGUCCGAUCUCUGCUACGACUGCCAAUCUUGCAAAGCCGGUGUCAUUGCCAACAUCAAGGACAAGUGGAAGAAGAUUGCCAUCCUCAACAUCAUCAUCCUUAUAUUCCUCAUCGUCGUCUACUCUAUUGGUUGCUGCGCAUUCCGGAACAACAGGCAGGACAACGGUGCAUUUGGGUGGAAAGGAGGAUAUGCAUAAAUUCUAUCAGAUUUCCGCCGCUGCUUUCUGCUUUCCCAGCUUCAAUUUUUAGUCGCUACUAGUUUUUUCUCUGUAUAUUUAGGCUGCUGAUUACUACAAUACUACUUAGAUUACUGUUCAGGUAUUGUACGGUUGUACCUACCUCACGAUGCAUAUACUUAGAACUCCUUGUUGAUUAUGCAAAUUCUUAUAUUGCUUAUGGUGAUUGUUAUUAUCA